UUUUAUCUGUCAGAUUAAACACAACAGAAUAACAUUGCAGCUGCCCUCAGAUUAUUCCUUCUUCAACUAUUGAAAUAUUUUUCGCUAAGUUCCCAUAUGCCAAGUUAUGACUGAGGCUCAUUUAUCAGACGACUAACAAGGUAUUGAAAGCAGUCAGGGUUGGCUACUAACUGAUCAAAUCAUUUUACCUUAGAACACUAACGAGGUUCUUAGAAGUUUGAAGGACCCAGAAGACUGUUGUUCUAUCAUCCAACCACUGGGGUUUUUCAGUGAUGGUUAUCAGCGAGAAACUAUCUUCACUUAAGCUGGUCCUGGAACUAAACUGUGAGUGAUGGCCUGAUACUAGACUGGUACUACACUUAAAAUGGAACUUUCCUUAAAAUUCAUAGCACAGACAGGGAAAUUAAAAUGACAUUGUCUAAAAAUGAGGCUUGCGAGUCCUGUCAGACUAUGGAGAGGAUACAGAACUGCCAUUUCACUAGUGGCACUGGGAUUCAUGGUCACCUGUAUGCUGCUGAAUUUUCAACAACAGGACAACACUGGAGACAUUUUCAGUGAUUAUGAACUGCGAUUUGGAGAUAAAGGUGAAGACCCCAAGCAGCAGCUGGAUGGUGGUAACCUUCAUGCACUGUGGAAACACAAUGCACUGGUGAAGAUAGAUCGCAGGCCCCAGGCUCACUUUGGUGGUGAUAAUGUAAAGGGCUGGGAGAGUAAUGAUGACUUAAGAGUGGAACAUGAUAAUGGCUUAGAGGGAAAGGUAUUCAGAAAUGCUGGAAACUCUGUAAUUACACACACAAGAAGGGAAACCAAUUUGACUUUACCAUCAAUGCACAACAGUGAACAGCAACAAAACGACCAUGAGACAUAUAGUGAUUACGAUGACAUUGAAAAGUUUUCUGUGGAUGUGAAACAAUCAAGAAAUAAAGAAAAUGAUGAAAGUGAUGAAGAUGAAGAUGAUGAUGAUGGUGAUUAUGAAGAAGAAGAUUUUGAUGAUGAAUAUAAUGAAAAAUUAUUAGAAAAUCCAAAUACCCAUGCACAUCAAAACAUAAAAAUAGGAAAAACACCCUCAUAUCCUCUUCUUCCAACUAAAAAUUCCAUAAAAAAUCAUGAAGAGGAAGCUUUUCCCUUUCUUGGCAUGGGCAAGACAGAUCAAAGGCACAUGGAACUUUUAAAUGGUAAACAGCAUUUUGAGAAUAGAAAUGGGCCUUCAAUUGCUUGGGGUAAAUCAGGAAAAAGCCAAAGCAAAAUGUCAUCACCCCUAUCCAAGUAUAAUUCCUUGAUGAUAUCAACAAAACCACCCCAAGUCUCUCAGCACCUGCCAAAAGGAGGAAAACAUCAGCUGCUCAAUGAAAGGCAUGGGAAUGUGCAAUCUCUGCAAAAUGAUAAGCCUGGUGCUUGGGAUUCAUCACCAGCAAACGGAUCUGUGAUACAAAAAGAAUUAAAACAAAAGAUAGAUACUGCAAAAAACCAAAGUGAUUUUCAAAUUGUAGAGGACAGAAUUUAUUGGUCAACUACAGUGGAGAGCAUGGUGCCAAAAGGUAAUACCAAAACAGAUAUAAUGAAAUAUCUUGAUGUAAGAAAAUCAGAAGUUUUACAAGUCUCCACUCCAAGUUGGAAUAAAUGUGGUCGACUUCCCAACCAACAUGUAGUUUUUAGCAAUGGGAUGUCAGCAUGUGCCAGGUACAGGGAUCCCCACAACAAGCUGGUCUUAGGAGAGGUGCUGUCAUAUUACCUUGCAGGCCUUCUUGGUCUGGAUAAUGUGCCAAUAGUUGUUUUGUCAGAAGUGGACAGUACAGUCUCUCAGUGGCAGCAGCAACGUAAACAGAUACAGCAGGCCCACUGGAAGGAAGGGAAGAUAGUAGCUUUUAUCCAAUGGAUUGAUAACCUGAAUGGAGAAAGAUCCCGUGUUAAGAUGCCAUAUUGUCUGCUCAAUGCCUUUACUAGCCAUAGAGUGGUAGAUAGAAACAGUCCUUUUCUGCAGACUCUUUCUACCAGUGGUCUAAUACACCUCCUGCAGUGGGGAGAAAUGAUAAUAUUUGAUUAUAUCACAGGGAACUAUGACAGAGUUGCAAGUAUGCAGGAUGGAGCAGAUAAGGAAAGCAAGCCCAGUAUAAUGCAUGAAAACAUUAGGAAUUUAAGAAGAAUUCCAAAGACAAACAAAUUCUGGCUGAUAGAUAAUGAAAGUGGUCUCUUUGAUGCUUAUGAUUUAAUGUACAGGGGAGCCAAAACAGACCAAAGAUUCCAGCAAUUCCAUGAACAGACAUUAAAAUUACUCUGCAUUUUUAGGAGGAGAAUUGUUGAAAAUAUAUUUGAUUUGCUCAAAAAUCCAAAUCCUGAACAAACUCUGUUACAAUAUGCCAUAAACCAUGAACCAUUAUUCAAGAAAUUGUCAUCAACUUUAACUGUAAAGGACAACUACAUUUUCUUAAGUAGAUUCAAAGAAAGAGUUGAAGAUGUGGCAACAUGGAUAAACUAUUGCAAAAAUAGAGAAUAAAUAAUUUCUGAAUUUUG
Molecule: messenger RNA, 2511 nt
Organism: Lingula anatina
Lineage: Eukaryota; Metazoa; Brachiopoda; Lingulata; Lingulida; Lingulidae
Biological process (GO): cell-cell signaling
Source: RefSeq, a predicted model, not a curated record